CGAGAGCCCUUGGGUCGCCCCGACGCUGGGCUGGAAGCAGCUGUCGAUGAGGAAGCGGAGGGGGCCCGGGCAGAGAGCUCCGGGGUCGACACGAUGACAGAAAAUAAUUUUUGGUUGAAGAAGAUAGAAAUCAGUGUUUCAGAAGCAGAAAAGCGAACUGGAAGAAAUGCCAUGAACAUGCAAGAAACGUAUACUGCUUACCUCAUUGAAACAAGGUCAGUUGAACACACUGAUGGUCAGAGUGUCCUCACAGACUCCCUGUGGAGGCGAUAUAGUGAAUUUGAGUUGUUGAGAAACUACCUUUUAGUUUACUACCCACAUAUUGUUGUGCCACCUCUGCCAGAAAAACGGGCAGAAUUUGUUUGGCAUAAACUCUCUGCUGACAACAUGGAUCCUGAUUUUGUGGAGAGACGCCGGAUUGGUUUGGAGAACUUUCUUUUGAGAAUUGCUUCACACCCCACCCUUUGUAGAGACAAAAUCUUCUAUUUAUUUUUAACACAGGAAGGUAACUGGAAAGAGACUGUGAAUGAAACUGGGUUUCAACUGAAGGCAGACUCCAGGUUAAAAGCGCUUAAUGCAACAUUCAGAGUGAAAAACCCAGACAAGAGAUUUACUGAACUAAAACACUACAGUGAUGAACUACAGUCUGUCAUCUCACAUCUUCUUCGAGUCAGAGCUAGAGUAGCAGAUCGACUCUACGGUGUAUAUAAAGUGCAUGGGAAUUAUGGACGAGUUUUCAGUGAAUGGAGUGCCAUAGAAAAAGAAAUGGGUGAUGGACUGCAGAGUGCCGGUCAUCAUAUGGACGUGUAUGCAUCUUCUAUUGAUGAUAUUUUGGAAGAUGAAGAACAUUAUGCAGACCAGUUAAAGGAGUAUCUUUUUUAUGCGGAAGCACUGCGGGCUGUUUGCAGGAAGCACGAACUUAUGCAGUAUGACUUGGAGAUGGCCGCUCAGGACUUGGCAUCCAAGAAGCAGCAGUGUGAGGAGCUGGCAACUGGGACUGUGAGAACAUUCUCUUUGAAGGGAAUGACUACCAAGCUCUUCGGUCAAGAAACUCCAGAGCAGAGAGAAGCCAGAAUAAAGGUACUAGAAGAACAAAUAAAUGAAGGAGAACAGCAACUAAAGUCUAAAAAUCUGGAAGGAAGAGAAUUUGUGAGAAAUGCGUGGGCUGACAUUGAACGCUUCAAAGAGCAAAAGAAUCGCGAUCUGAAGGAGGCGCUCAUAAGCUAUGCAGUCAUGCAGAUCAGCAUGUGCAAGAAGGGAAUUCAAGUUUGGACCAAUGCUAAGGAAUGCUUUAGCAAGAUGUAAUCCUGCGAAAUGAAUUUCUCUUCAAUCAAAGUGCCCCAAAACAGAAGCACAAGAAAAUAAAAGAAAUUUAAGUUGCUACCCAGUAUAUAUAAAAAUAUACAGUAAGUUGAAUAAAUUUAGCUUUCCUUAACCUAAUUAUAGUCGUGUUAAUAGAGCACAAAAAGGAUGUAUUUUAAUGAAGAUUAAAUAUUAUAAUUUGAGGUUUUGGGGACUGGUGCUGAUUCAAAAAAGUUAAUUUAAUAAUAUAUACCAACAGAUUGUCAGGCUUCUGAACCAAUGACUGAAUGUCAAGAUGUUCAUUACUUUUUAGAUGUUUGUUUCAAUGCCAGCUGUUUCAGAUCUGUUAAUGUCGAGACUUUUUUCCUAAGGUUAAAUUCUAUAUUUACUUUGUAAAGACCCACUCACCUGUUAUAAGGGGUUACUUUCUCUUGCCUUAUAGUUGAGCUGCUUGGUUUGACAAAGCUCAGCAGAAACUUAGUGUGACAAAUCUGAGAUUUUCUUCCACAUUCAUUUGAUGCCCCUUGUAACAUUUGCAUACACUAGAAAAUGCCUUCAAUGUGUGUUUUACCAGAAUUUUAAUACUGGUCAGAAAUUUUAUACUGCCAACAAAGAAGACUCAGCUUCUCAGAUCACAGUGGAAGACACUGUUAUGAUCUAGCAAUUGCACUGUAGAAAGUUUUAGCCGAAUAUGUUGUGUACCAGAAUUCAACUCUUCUCAAAUAAUGAGUAACCUCAGUGACGAGCCUACAUGUGUCCCGCUUGGCUCUCUACACUUGGCGUUUCAGGGUACAAAAGGUAGCAUUUCAGUGCAAGACACACGCAGUAAGCAUGUGAUGGCAUCUUCAUUAUUAACAUCCUUCUUUUCUACUGCUUGGCUGUAUUUUCUGUAAAGAUAAGUUACUGUUUUUCACAUGUGUUUGCGGCGUGUGUUCAGAAGCCAGGCGCCUCAUCUUGCCAGCUCUGCUGUGUCCAGUGUGUACUCAUUCUUUCUAAUGAUGUAAAAACAAUCCCCAGUACUGUUGAGCAGCUGACUUUUUUACAUGUUUAAAAUGUUGCUGGAUUUUUGUGCUGUUUGCCAAACUUACACAAUAAAUAAAUGAAGUAUUGUGCUGAUUUUC
Carlito syrichta (Philippine tarsier) is the source of this 2423-nucleotide messenger RNA. RefSeq names its product sorting nexin 4 (gene SNX4). Bases 94 to 1305 code for a protein of 403 amino acids. Gene Ontology annotation, biological process: protein transport. Gene Ontology annotation, molecular function: phosphatidylinositol binding. The transcript is spliced from 14 exons. The record is from RefSeq and is a predicted model, not a curated record. NCBI's taxonomy places the organism in Eukaryota, Metazoa, Chordata, Mammalia, Primates, Tarsiidae.